UCAGAGUCGCGCGGGGAAGCGCUGGCGGGACGUGAGGGUCCGGGUGCUGCGCGGGGUGGCCUGGGACGCAGCGGGGAGCUCUGAAAGAAUUGAAAGAAUGUCUGCGCUGAACUGGAAGCCAUUUGUUUAUGGAGGUCUCGCUUCUAUCACUGCAGAAUGUGGUACUUUUCCAAUUGAUCUGACCAAAACACGCCUCCAGGUCCAGGGUCAAACUACUGAUGCCAAAUACAAAGAAAUUCGUUACCGAGGAAUGGUGCAUGCACUAGUGAGGAUAUGCAGAGAAGAAGGAUUGAAAGCAUUGUAUUCUGGGAUUGCCCCUGCAAUGCUACGCCAGGCUUCAUAUGGAACCAUAAAAAUAGGAACUUACCAAAGCUUGAAAAGAACGUUUGUUGAGCGACCAGAAGAUGAAACCCUGCUGAUAAAUGUUGUAUGUGGUGUUCUUUCGGGGGUGAUCUCAUCAUGUAUUGCCAAUCCUACAGAUGUUUUGAAGAUUAGAAUGCAGGCCCAAGGCAGUGUGAUUCAAGGAGGAAUGUUGGGCAACUUUAUACGCAUCUACCGAAAAGAAGGCACUAGAGGACUAUGGAAGGGGGUGUCUCUAACAGCUCAGAGAGCUGCUAUUGUUGUUGGAGUGGAGCUGCCGGUCUACGAUCUUGCCAAGAAGCAUAUAAUCAUGUCUGGAUUCAUGGGAGAUACUGUGUAUACUCACUUCCUAUCAAGCUUCACCUGUGGGUUAGCUGGAGCCCUUGCAUCAAAUCCAAUUGAUGUUGUGAGAACACGCAUGAUGAAUCAGAGAAGCCUGCAAAAUGGGACACAAUCAGGCUACAAGGGCACUUUGGAUUGCUUGUUACAAACAUGGAAGAAUGAAGGCUUUUUUGCUUUAUAUAAAGGAUUCUGGCCAAAUUGGUUAAGACUUGGUCCUUGGAAUAUUAUUUUCUUUGUGACAUAUGAACAGCUGAAGAAACUGGAUUUCUGACGGAUGCUAGAUUGUCUGUUGCCUCAAACUGUGCUGCUUUAGCUUUUGAACUUAGGGCAAUUUAAAAAAUGCUCUUUAGUGUUUGCUUGCAUCAGGCAUCUAACGUGUUGACGGGGAAAAAUAAAGUGGAUCAUCAUAAUGUUGGACUGUCCAAAAAGUUCUCAGAAAAUGGUGGAUACUGUAAUGUUACUUCACUAAUAUGCUAGAACCCAAACACCAGCUCUUGAAACUAAACUUGAUAGAAUUCCUCUAGAAGAGAUGUAAGUGCUCUAGGACAUAAAAUGCAUGACACAACUCAUACAUGUAAAAGCUUUUCUGGCUGAUUACAUUGCACUUCUGGACAAUAGGAAAAUAGCUACAACAAUGCUUCUCCAGAGGUAGGUAUAGGUUUUGGAAGAACCAAGCUCUUUGGUCGUCUUCCUGAACCUGGAGGUAGUAAUAUGGUCAUAAAUGGCUGAUUGCAACUUCUUUUGAAAUUUUGGAUGCUUCUUAGUUCAGAUGUUUCAUGGUGAAAGGACUUUUUUCCUAGUAAUUCAGGCUAUAGUGAGUUGUAUUCUCUGUAACUGACACCAAACCAAGUAUACUUUCAAAAUAUACUUGUUAGGGAAUUUAAAUGUUGUCAAAAGCUAACUGUGCUUCUGGGUUGAAAAUCUGCCUAAUUUUGGGAGUAACAAGGUUUAAUUAAAAAAAACAAAAUCUUGUUCCUAAGAUUUGUCACAAUUCUGUGUGGUUUAAGGAAAUUCUGGCUUUUUUAAGAUGUGUCGUUAGCUUAUAAUAUGGGGGAUUUUUGCAGAAAUUAUUCUGUGAAUCUUAAUCGAAGAAGUCAGUCUUUAGUUCCCCUUCUGCUUACUUUGCUGGGGGAAUUCAUUUUUUUUCACCCCUUGUUCCACUGUUAGGAAGGAGUGAUUGCUUCAAGCAGUCAUGGCUUCAUGUGUCACAGGAAGGAUGCAUGCCACAGUUGGACAAGUGAGGAAACGCAGGUGCCAGUGUAUGGAGAACAUAGACUCAAAAGACAACUUAAUGCAAAUGCCACCUUCCUAAACAAGAAUUACAGGAAAAUUCUGCUCUUCACGGCUUUCAUUCAGCAAAAUAGGUCAAAGUUAUUGUUACAUGAACAUAACAUUCAGGACGGUGGGAGUUGAUUUCUAGGUAGGAUGUUUACCAUUGCCUUUAAAUAAGCAACCAGUGCUGUCAAACUAAACACAAUCAGUGUUCAGAUUCCUGAAGAGACUCUUCAGUAUGUUUAGUCAAGUGAAGUGCAAGAGUGAGAAAUGCCUCUUCUUUGCCUCCAGAAGAUGGUAGAGUUGGGUCAUUUAUGUGCAGUUACUCAUAGUGUAUGGAUAUCUCAUCUUGAACCAGUCAUCACAAUAGGUGCUUAAUCAUACAUUCCACUUAAAGCAAUUGUUUGAUUGUGGAUUUCACUCUUACUAGUUCGUUGUUAAAGUGGCUAAGUCUGAAACCACAAAGUAGGUAUUUUUUUUAAAUGCACAAGGCACUUUUCUUCUGAGAACAUCCAGAGUUAAGAAGAUGUUGUUUAUGAAAGUAUUUUUGAAUAUUUAAGGUAAAAUUAUGGUGCAAGUUCUGCUCAUGUGCACUAAUAGUUUUUCUUUACUGUUAUUCAUACACAUACACGUCUUUCUAAAAUAUUUUUGUACCAAAUGAAAAAAAAACAACAAAAUUUGUAUGCAUGUAUGUAUUUAAAGUGUUGUUAACCCUAUGCAUGCUGUCUUUAGAUUGAGUGAGUAAAGAAAAUUAUCCCUAAAUUGAGGAGGGAUAAUUACUUGCAAAUUCUGUACUACGAAUGAAACCAAGGGAUAGUUGCAGGUUGCUUUAGGUAUACAUUUAGUAAGCAGAAAAUGCUGUUGCUAUAAGCUGGGCGCUAUAAUUCAUUUAGCUAAGCCAAAAUGGUGUACCUUUAAAUAUUAUGGAAAUAUGGGCUAAUUCAGUAAAUUAAGAGUAAAGAAUCUGUUGUAGGAGAUCUGGCUAAAGAUAACCUGUUUCCAGGUCUGAAAAUGGAUCUCUAUGAAUGUGUUGGGUGCUAAGAAAAUGUUGGACCUCCCAGUGCUAAUAACCCAAAAUUGAUAUCUGAUUGCAGGAGAUUUCUGUGGAAAUAUUGAAAUCUAGAUAUUAAUUUUAAAUAUUAAGAAGGCCCUCAUGGUAAGGAAGAAUACCAUAAUUAGUGGUUCUAAACCUUUUCAAUACCAUGAUUUCACAUUCAGCAAAGGUUUUGGGACCACAGUUCUAUCAUGCUUUAAAGAAGAGAGUGUUUACAGUUUUUCACAGUGAGAAUCUGUGUUGGAUAUUGGAACAAUUGACUUCGGACUUGAAUUAUGUGAGGGCAUUAAAAUAUACAUUUGCAAGCAACGUCAGCUGUUCUUAAACAGCUUAUAUUAACAGAAAUGUCUCUUUUAAAAGUAUAGAAUUCCAUACUUAACUUUUAAAGCAAAGUUAAAUGUUUAUCACUGCUGUAAUUGUUCUUAGUCUACACACUUUUAGCACUGACAGGAUGUCAGCAAAAUGUAGAACCUGAGCUUCUUGCAGGAAUGGUCUACUUGACUUUUUCUGGAAUGCCUGGAAAAAAAAAUCAAAUGAUCAUGCCUGGUAUACAGGAUGAUCAAGCUACCCUAGUUCUUUGUGCUGAAGUUACAUUUGUGGAUGGUGUAUAUGCAAGUGCACUGACUUCAAACAGUAUGCACUCAGCUGUCAAGAGGCAUAUAUGCACUUAAUACGGCAGCUCAUCCUUCUGAAGGGUAUGUGCAAAUGUUUAAGUAAAUAACCAAAUCAGUUGUCUUGUUUUGUGCAAAAAAGAUCAUUGUAGGAAGAUCAGCAUUGCAUCAUUUCAGGUUCAUGUUGUCAUGUUAUGUGGAAUACUGAACGUGUAUUAUUCAGCCCACUUUUCAGCGUUAAUAGUUUCUUGUGCUUGUGAGGUUAUUUAUUGACGUGGAAUGUGAGAGGAAAAAGUGCCUUUUUAAGGUUUUAUUCUUUUGGUUAUUUUUGUUGAUAUGUCUUAUUUGAAUGGGAAAAUGUAUUUGUUGCAGUACAGUAAAAUGCUUGUGGAAAAA
Messenger RNA from Gavialis gangeticus (Gharial), 4035 nucleotides. It is a transcript of the gene SLC25A30, whose product is annotated as solute carrier family 25 member 30. The record is from RefSeq and is a predicted model, not a curated record. The transcript is spliced from 10 exons. Gene Ontology annotation, cellular component: mitochondrial membrane. Bases 98 to 973 code for a protein of 291 amino acids. Gene Ontology annotation, biological process: mitochondrial transport. NCBI's taxonomy places the organism in Eukaryota, Metazoa, Chordata, Crocodylia, Gavialidae.